Trichosurus vulpecula (common brushtail) is the source of this 966-nucleotide messenger RNA. Its product is annotated as olfactory receptor 51G2-like. Lineage: Eukaryota; Metazoa; Chordata; Mammalia; Diprotodontia; Phalangeridae. Bases 1 to 966 code for a protein of 321 amino acids. Gene Ontology annotation, molecular function: G protein-coupled receptor activity; olfactory receptor activity. Gene Ontology annotation, biological process: G protein-coupled receptor signaling pathway. The transcript has a single exon. The record is from RefSeq and is a predicted model, not a curated record. Gene Ontology annotation, cellular component: membrane.
AUGGAUCCUUCCAUCUUUUCCUGCAAUGCCAGCAGCUAUGAUCGCCCAACCUUCUUGCUGACAGGCUUUCCAGGCCUAGAGGCCUCUCACCACUGGGUGUCCAUCCCUAUCAACCUGAUCUGCAUAAUAUCUAUCCUGGGUAACAGCACCAUCCUCUUCCUGAUCCGCACAGACCCCAGCCUCCAUGAGCCCAUGUUCAUCUUUCUUUCCGUAUUGGCAGCCUCUGACCUAGGUCUCUGUGCCUCUACCUUCCCCACCAUGGUACAGCUCUUCUGGCUGGGUUCCCGUGAGCUUCCCUUUGACUUAUGUGCAACCCAGAUGUUCUUCAUCCAUGCCUUCACCUAUGUGGAGUCAGGUGUGCUCCUGGCUAUGGCCUUUGACCGCUUUGUCGCCAUCAGAGAUCCAUUGCACUAUGCUUCAGUCCUCACCCACUCAACUAUGGCCAAAGUAGGGGCUGGGAUUCUUGUGAGGGCAGUUAUUCUCAACAUCCCAGGUCCUAUCCUGCUCAGGAGGCUGGCUUUCCCUUCAGUCAGUAUCCUCUCUCAUUGCUAUUGCCUACACUGUGACCUAGUUGGACUAGCCUGUUCUGACACUAAGAUCAACAGCUUCUUUGGCCUGGUCUCCAUACUCCUCUCCUUGGGUAUUGAUUCCACUUUCAUUGUAGUUUCCUAUGUGCUAAUCCUCCGCACGGUGCUGGGCAUUGCAUCUCCUGAGGAGAGAUUCAAGGCACUUAACACAUGUGUCUCACACCUCUGCAUUGUGCUUAUUUUCUACAUGCCCAAGUUGGGAUUAUCUAUACUACAUCGUGUUGAGAAACACACGUACCCUGCUCUGGCUGUGCUCAUGGCUAACCUACAUUUCUUGGUCCCACCCUUCAUGAAUCCCAUUAUCUAUUGCAUCAAGUCCAAGCAGAUCCGAGAAGGUCUCUUGCGACGCUUCUGGCAUAAGAGAAUUGAGACCUCCUAA